Messenger RNA from Miniopterus natalensis, 2254 nucleotides. RefSeq names its product serine/threonine/tyrosine interacting like 1 (gene STYXL1). NCBI's taxonomy places the organism in Eukaryota, Metazoa, Chordata, Mammalia, Chiroptera, Miniopteridae. The record is from RefSeq and is a predicted model, not a curated record. Gene Ontology annotation, molecular function: pseudophosphatase activity; protein phosphatase binding; protein phosphatase inhibitor activity. Gene Ontology annotation, cellular component: mitochondrion. Gene Ontology annotation, biological process: protein dephosphorylation; positive regulation of intrinsic apoptotic signaling pathway; negative regulation of cytoplasmic stress granule assembly.
GGUUUAGGCUGGAACAGCCUUAAAGGAGCCAUUUUCCAGGUGGGGCUUCAGACGUAGGCUCUGACUGGGAGGCCGGCCAAGCCCGCGCUGCAGGCCCGGCGGACUGGGUAGGUCCGGUCCCCCGACCUCAGCCAAGCCCACUCCUCCUGCCCCUGGAAGUAGGAGGGGGCUCGGAGCUCUGGAAAGCCCUGGAAAGAAAAGGAUGGCUGAUUUGGUUUUAUGUGAACCAACAGAGCUUUACAACAUCUUGAAUCAGGUUACAAAACUAUCCAGAUUGACUGAACCCAACUAUCUCUGUUUAUUGGACGUGCGAUCCAAAUGGGAGUACAAUGAAAGCCAUGUGAUUACAGCUCGUCGAGUGAAGAAGAUGGCAAAUGGAUAUCUUAUCCCGGAGUCUGUCGAUCUGGAGUGUGUGAAGUACUGUGUGGUGUAUGAUAACAACACCAUCUCCUUGGAGAUAAUCCAAAGAGAUGAUGAUGAUGAUGACAACACUGACAAUAGAAGGAAAGAACUGGUGCUUGGACCUGCCAUUGAGUGUGGCAGAGCCAUAGCCCACCUCACCCGCAACCCCAUCCAGAUCCUAAAAGGGGGCUACCAGCGCUUUUCAGCCAUGUACCACUUCUUCAGGACACAGAAGAUCAUCUGGAUGCCACAGGAGCUGGAUGAAUUUCAGCCAUACCCUGUUGAAAUAUUGCCAGGCAGGAUCUACCUGGGCAAUUUCAGGCAAGCCUGCGACCCUAAAAUUCAGAAGGAUUUGAAAAUCAAAGCACAUGUCAAUGUCUCCAUGGAGACAGGACCAUUUUUUGUAGGCGAUGUUGACAGGCUUCUGCACAUCCAGAUAGAAGACACCCUGGAAGCCAACAUUUCCCCCUUUCUGCGCCACCUCUGUCACUUCAUUGAUAUCCACCUUGAACUUGGCUCUGUCAUCCUGGUAUUUUCCACCUUGGGCAUCAGUCGCUGCUGUGCAGCCAUGUUGGCCUACCUCAUGCACCGGAAUGAGCAGACCUUGAAGAGGUCUUGGGCCUUCGUCAAGAAGUGCAAAAACAACAUGCGUCCAAAUCGGGCCUUGGUGGCUCAGCUGUCAGAUUGGGAGUCAAUUGUUCUCGGAGACUUUGCCACAGAUAUCACAGCUGUUCUCAGAGACUUUUCCACAGUUAUCUCGGAUCCACAUUACUGAUCUUUGUGGCCCAGCUAUGGGUCCUAAAGAACUUUGCUUGGGAGUUUCUUGUGGGUAGUGGGUCAGGAUGUGUAACCAGGUUGGUGUGAAAGAAAGCCUUUGCUACCUGGAACCUCGUUAGCUUCCUGCAUUGGCUCUUCCCAAGCUCCUCAUUCACACCACAUAGCAGGUGCACUCUGCUCAAACUCAGUGAGCACUCCCAUCCCUGGGUCAUCCUGGACCACCUCCACUACACUCCUGAGGCUGCCUCUGGAAGAGCAUCUAGCUGCCAGAGCAGCUGCCUCAUAUGCUCCCCAUGACUUGGACCCUUUGAAGGUUGCCUGGGGGGAGCUCCUGGGGUCUCCUCUGUCAGUGUUGGAUCAUAGGGUGUGUCACAAUGCCCACCCAUGGGCACAGAUUCCCCAGUCCUAGAGAUGCCAAGCCCAGGUUCCAGGCUCCACAGCUGAGAGGCUCCUGGCACAAGGGUACACCUUUGUCUCAUCCCCUGUCCCAGCAUGCCCCACCACUCCACCAUCACUUGUGCAAAUUUCCUUUCCUUCCUCCCACUCAUUUCUGCCUACCUGUGUUCACCAAGAAGAGAUUCCUAGCCCUCCCAUCUUCCAUACCCAGUCUUCUGUAAAUUCCUCAGGGCUUAAAGGGAGUUUUCUUCAAAAUGCACAGUUGAGCCCUGGCAGCGCUCACAGAACAAGCCUGGAGUCAGGAGAGGGCACAGACAAGACUGAUAAGGAAUUUGGGAUUUUCAUCAAUUGUUCAUUCAGCAAAUAUUCCUUGCCACUUGGGCGGGCAGGGGACAUAGAGAUGAACGCCAUCUCAUCUCUGCAGAAGGUUGGAGGUCCCGCCUACCCCUAGCAAGCCUAAGCCCUCAAGGAGUGGGGGAAGGACUUCUCCGGGUCACGCAGGUUUUAGGAUCUUAGCUGGAACACAUCCUGGGAUGGCUGCCAAGCGAUGGCUCUGUCGUUAGGGACCACCUGGUAGGCAGGGCAGAGCCUUUGAAAAAUUUUCAGCAGGGACAUGGUGGCCUUGUGUUUUAGGAAGAGUAGCUGUGUGAAUGGACAGUAGCCGAGAGCCUGGAGGCAG